UCUCAGCUGUAGGGUAUAACAGGGAAACAAAAAUCUUUCUUCUUUUUUUUAGUUGGAAAAACAAGUUAACGCCAGUUACCGGACUAGAUAAAAUGCCGAUCGGUUGAUGAUGAUGCGCCUUUUCACUUUCACAAAUAGCAUAAACUAUAGUUCUUCAUUAUUCAACAGGUGUCCUGCAGUGUUUUGUGAAGUUUGGUUGUGAUUAAUCAACUAAUUUUUGUUUUUCUUAUUGUCUGAACUACUACGUCGAAAUCUGUCAAAGUAGCGCUGAUAGAAAUUGAUCUCAGUAAGGUUAUAAUUGAUCAAUUUUCGAUCGUAACUGAGACGAUAAAUAUUUGAAAGUCUAUGAUAUAGCUAGUGUAGUGAUUCAAAAUCGAGAACUUUUUAGUAAAAAUAUUCAAUUUAAUAUAUUGCACUUUAAUCAAAUGUUGACGAGUUUUUUUAAAUUCUAAGGAUUCUGUCAAGGUUGUAGAAAGAUUUUAAGAAUUUAUAUGAAUAUUACAUACAUGUCUCUUCAUGUUCUUAUAUCUAGAUGUAUUGUAAUAUUUACUAAUUAUAUAUAGGAUUCAACCAAUAACAAAGCUAAAUAAUUUUUUUUCAAGCAUUAAACAAUUAUAAUAUAGUUAAUUAUCACAGUUAUUAUUAUUUACAAGAAAAAUGAUUUUUAGCUCAAUAGAGCUCAAAAAGUUUGAAUAAUAAUACUGAUAAAGAUUUAAAGAAGCCAAGCCAAACUACAGCAAACCAUACUUUCAGUGAUAUAGAAUCUACCAAUAAACCAAUGCUUUGAUUGACUUUUCAAUUUCUAGUCAGAAGUAUCACCACAAAACAUUUAUGUAGUAGUCAAUGGUCAGUCAGCAGAACCAGAAAUUACAAAGAAAAAGAGAGGUAGACCAAAAACAAACAAAGAUGAAGCAACUAUUACACUAAAAAAAAAAAAGAGCAGAAAAAUGUUUAAGUCUUACAAAAAGGUUAUACACUCCAGCAAUAAUUCAUCUGAUGCCUUAGCAAUAACAGCAUCACCAUUGGUAUCCAAGAUUACUAAUGAGAAUAAUCUUGUGUUAGUUGAUGAAGUCAAGAAUAAAAUUGAUACAAGCAUAAUUACUAGCUUGCCAAUUGAGUUACCAAAUCAAAAGCCAUCUCGACCUCUAGGAACAGCUCGGAAAAGAAUUAGUGGCGAAGGCAAAGUUGCGAGUUUGCAAAGAAUUUUACUGGAACUUCCAAAUCUCUGUGAUCCAAAUGUUUUUACAGACAUAUUGAUGAAGACAUAUGGUAGUAGAUUUGAGGCAUCAAAAAUUUUCGAAUGUCUCAAAACCAGUGAUUUGAAAGAUGCUAUAAUGAAAAAAUUUACUCCAUCAGAGAUGAUAGCAUUAAUUCAAAAUAGUGGUAGCGUGACUGGUCAAUUUUUGAAAAUGGCAUCUAGUGAUGAAAUUUUAGAUGAAGUGCAAUCAAGAGAAGAAUUGAAAAAUUCUGGAAAAUUGUUAGAUGUAGUUUUGACAAACAAUAAAGCUGUAAACAAUAAUGACCUUGUCAAAAAAGUACUUAAUACAGCGUCUAUUGAUGCAGUUGUCAACACAGUGAAUUCAAGAUAUGACUUAAAAAAUUCUGAAAUGUUAUUUAAUGUGUUAUUACAUAACCUACCUCAAAAAAUAUCUGAUGAGAUGAAAAAAAAUAUAAUUAAUAUUUUAAUUAACAAAUUCACUACUAGCGAACUUGUGGAUAUAUCGCAUGAAGCUAUUAGAUCAAGUGUUACCAAGUAUCGGAAAAAUUAAGUUCAUUAAUUUUAUUCUUAAACGUGUACUCUUGUAGUCUUUUAUUAUAAAUUAUUGAUUUAAUAUAAAUACUUGUGUUCAUAUAUUAUGGAAUGUGUGUAAGUAUGUUAUGUUUUAAGAAAGAAAUUAGUUUCCUGUUUCAUUCUCUCAAAUACUUUGAUGUCUUACACAUGUAAAUAUGAUUUCCAAUUAAUGGAAUUGUUGCAUGCUUAGAGUAACUAGCCAUUUGUAGUAUGGAUAUUGUACACAAGUACUGUAUAAAAAAUUGGAAUUACUACUAUGGAAUAGUAUGUCUAGAUCACAAAAAAGAAAUUAUGUGUAUUGCUAUACAUAAAUUUAUCAUACUGUAUGUUAUACUACUGUUUUAUUUUGUAUAAAUGUUAUAUAAUUAAGCACUUUGCUCGUAAUAUUAUAAAUAAAUUUGUUUUCAUCAAAUUGAAUAAAAGUG
Molecule: messenger RNA, 2217 nt
Organism: Phymastichus coffea
Lineage: Eukaryota; Metazoa; Arthropoda; Insecta; Hymenoptera; Eulophidae
Exons: 5
Coding region: 948-1769 (273 amino acids)
Source: RefSeq, a predicted model, not a curated record